GCCCACCUACAUUCGUUCAGAGCCAGCCGAAUUCGCAAGAAUCUCGCAUCCGCUGUGCAGAUUCGUUGCCAAGUCUUAUCAGGUCACUCUCGUUUUCCCCAGUAAUCUAGGCUGCGACAAUUCACCGUGUCAAUCGCUUAGAUUCUUCGUGAAAGCAAGUAGUAACUGAAAAGGCUUCCGGAGCUCCAAUAGCACGCACAUGUCAAUUCUUGCGUCAUCGUCUUAAUCCUGCUACUCAGCUUUAGCACGCUGUCUCGUCGCUCGUUUCGCGUCCUGGCUUCUUCAUUGAGUCCAUUUAAAAUGUUCAAACGCUCGUUUGCUUCAAAAGACCGGGCGGGCAAAGUCAGCAAACCGAUGAAGAUGUCGUUUCGUGAAGAUGUGAAGGAGCGGAUGCUCGAGAAGGCGAGCGGUCCCAAGAGUGAGGGUAACUCUCCCAACCUCACUUCAGCCAUUAUUUCGAUAGUGGUUGGCAAAGAUCAACGACUGUUCGCAGCUCAUCAGGACGUCCUGAGCCACUCGCCGUUCUUUGCAUCGGCGUGUCAGGAUCAGUUCUUUGAGUCCAAUCGACGCAUCCAGCUUCCCGACGAGGAGCCCGAGAUCUUCUCCUGCGUUCUUGAGUAUCUCUACAAAGGUGACUACUAUCCGCGCUUGAUGCACGACAAGCGACGUAACACCUGGCUGCUCGAGGGCAGUGUGGAGGGGACCUCGCCCAACCUCAAUAACAACGGUGGUCGCGGAGGAGGUGGAGUUGAGGCAACCUUUUUUCAUUCCGGCGUGGGUGACUUUAUUCUCAGAGACACAGCUGUGUACUGCGCGGCUGAACGCUACGGUCUCGAGGAGCUCAAACGCUUGUCCUUGCGUAAACAAGGCCUGCAGAGUGGAAUCGAGGUCGGUGUCAUCUUGCGCAGUGCGCGGUAUGCCUAUGAGAACACACCGGACAGCGACUCCCGCCUCCGCGCUCAUUACUUGGCUUUGAUUAUCCGCAGCCGGAAGACAUUCAAGCGCAGCGGCACCAUGCAGAUGGAGAUGGAGAUGGGGGGGAAAUUGUUCUUCGACUUGUUCGUUGCCCUUUCCAACCACAUUGACGAUCUCGUGGAACUUCAAUCGAAGAGUACGCCACGCACGGUCUGAAAUGUGAAGGGCGACACGUGCCGUGUUAUGAUUUCGCCUCGGAGUUCUCGUGCUUUCCUGUUUCGGCGAUGUUUUUUGCUAUUUGGGUCGACAAAGACUGACACAUCCCACACAUGAUACCCCAAAUCCACACUCAGAUUGGAUCGUGUUUGACAAAUCAAAAUUGGAACCUGUCCACCGGACGACGGCACUCAAGUUGGACGAAGGCGAGUAAGCCAGCCGCGAACGUGGAUCCCUGAAUUUAGGCGUUAUUGAUUGACACUACUCUCACAUCUUACCUCUCGACUCCUACUUCUCUUCUCUCCAACGAACGCGUGGGUCGGCGGCCCGGUUUGGUAUACAUCUGAUUGCGGGAAACGGAAGCACGUUCUACCUUUAUGCGCAAUGCGCGUGGGGAGGCGGGAGCUUUAUCUUAAUACUUGUAUCAUCAACUCUCUGUCCUCGCCUCUGAAACAGACCUGAGUUGUCACGUAUGUACCUCCCGCCUGGUUCGGGAUGGGAAAAGUCAGCUCCACAUGUUCCCAGAUGGCUAGAGCGACAAUUUGCUAAAGAGAAAAAAGUCUCAGCAAAUGGUCCUGAGGCUAUGAUUUCUCUUUUGUCAAUCGAAGGAAGGCCAGAGGCUGUUGUCUGAGUGGCGAGAUCCAUUGAUCAUCUCCAGAUUGUGGUGGACGCGAUGCGCGUCAACUCGCUCAUUUCUAUGUAACACUUUUCCUAUGUCACAUGACCGUGGAGGAGAACAGUAGCAGGAAGCAGCGGUUCAAGUUGGUGCGCGAUACCGCUUAAGUGAGGAAGGCUGCAGUUGAUAGUCUAAGUCAGUAAUCGAGAGAUUCGGCCGCCUCAGAAAAA
This is a messenger RNA of Verruconis gallopava, 1977 nucleotides long. RefSeq lists its product as uncharacterized. The record is from RefSeq and is a predicted model, not a curated record. The coding region runs from base 301 to 1131 and encodes 276 amino acids. Gene Ontology annotation, molecular function: protein binding. The transcript is spliced from 2 exons. Lineage: Eukaryota; Fungi; Ascomycota; Dothideomycetes; Venturiales; Sympoventuriaceae.